This is a messenger RNA of Austrofundulus limnaeus, 3873 nucleotides long. Its product is annotated as immunoglobulin superfamily member 3. Gene Ontology annotation, cellular component: membrane. Lineage: Eukaryota; Metazoa; Chordata; Actinopteri; Cyprinodontiformes; Rivulidae. The record is from RefSeq and is a predicted model, not a curated record.
GAGGCCAGGGUGUACACUGAGAUCCAGGCCGGACCUCUGUUUCGGGUCGUGGGUUCCCUGCUCUCCAUCUCCUGCAACGUCAGUGGCUUCAAGGAUGAAGCGGCUGAAAAAAGCUUUGAAUUCCGUGUGGCAAAACCUGCUCGCCCAAAUUUCGAGAUCAACAUCAUCAGCACCAGCGACCCUGGGUUUGGUUACGCCAGCCAUGAAGUUCGCGUGUCGGACAAGGAUAUCACUCUUACCCAUGUCGAUCCCAACUCAGCCCUUUUUCAGAUACAAAGACUGCUCAAAGAAGAUGAAGGAGAAUAUGACUGCUCUGUUGUUGAUACAGAAAGCGGUUAUGAUGGCGUCUACAGUGUUAAGACAACCGUCAAAGUGAUUGACAACUCUCUAAGUGUUUCAUCGAGCGACUCUACCUCUCAGCUGAUCUACAACGAAGGAGACGCGCUCAGUUUGACAUGUCAAGCCUCCAGCAACACCAUCCAGCACACCCACCUGUCUCUCAUCUGGUACCUCCAGAAAGACGGACAGGAAAACGCUCAGCCCAUCAUUUCUCUGGACAGAUCCUUCACCCUGAGCCCGGGCCAAAAGUACGAGCAGCGUUACAGAGAGGGAGCCAUCAGCUUAGAUAAAUUAGGAGAGGCCACUUACAGGCUGAAGAUGGCUCGGCUUGAGGUGUCAGAUCAAGGGAGAAUCUACUGCCAGGCUCAAGAGUGGAUCCAAGAUCCGGAUCGAUCCUGGUACAUGAUCGCCGAGAAAGAUGCAGAGGAAAUUACCCUGACGGUCAAAGCCAGAGAAGUGACAGACAUGUCAUCUCUAACGGUGAGCGUGGCGGCAGAGCAGACAACUCUGCAGGAAGGGGACGAGCUGCUGUUGUCCUGCAGCAUCGACACCCAGAACCUGGAGGCACGGUUCUUCUCCGUGGCAUGGCUGUGGAAGGGCAUCGAGUUGGCCCGAGUCGGCCCCACAGGAAUCUUGUCCGUGCACUCCGGAUACAGCAGUCGCGAGAAAGAAGGGGAGAUGAGGGCCAAUCGGAUUGAAAACAGAAAAUACUCGCUGAGCUUAAAGCCGGUCCGAACCACGGACCAGGGAGAGUUUGUCUGCAGAGGGUGGCUGGAAGAGAGAGGCAGCGAUGGAAGUUUUACCCCGGGGGCACCCCAGGAUUCAAACCCCCAGCUGAUUACAAUUUCAGCUGCAGAAAGUGAGCUCUCGGUGACGAUGAAAAGUCCUGUAUCAGUUGACCAAAGUGAAAAGUUGAGACUCGUCUGUAAAGUGAUURGAUACAAGGAUCAUCUCUCUGUCACCUGGCAACGCAAGCUCCAACCCCAAACAGCCUUGUUCACCAAAGUCAUCGGCCUAAAUCAGGACGGCGUUAUGGAGACGGCAAACAAUUUCAAGAGCAGGAAAGUGAGAGCCAUGCACGUAGAGGCUGAGGGCUUUGUUUUAGAGCUUGAAGAAGUCCUUCCCUCAGACUCGGGUGUUUACCAGUGCACCGUGACUGAAUGGAAAACCAACGGCAAGACUCACAGCCAGUCACAAUCUGCCAGCGUGACUGUGAAUGAUAUUAAAUCACUGGUGAAAGUGUCUCUGAAAACUCGCCAGAACCAACUGACCGUGGGACAGGACGGGGAGUUGAUAUGCAARGUUCAAGGGCUACGUGUGCCAACGAUUCUCAGCUGGAGCGUGCUAAAAAACUCCAGCAGAAACACUAUUGUGACACUGUCCUCAGAUGGUCCAAUUAGUUGGUCUGGAGAUCAGCGCCAUUACCAGGUUUACGUUGAAAAGCAGGACAAAGCAGUCGUWUACUUCCUGAAGAUCAUCGGUGCCAGCCACAGGGAGGCUGGGCUGUACCAGUGUAUCGUGUCUGUCUUUCUGGAGAACAAUUAUAUGGAGCUAAAAGACUCAUCCUCCCUGAUGGUGAAUGUGAAGAACCCAGUGAGCAAUCUAGUCCUUGCUUCCAGCGCCAAAUCUCCACAAAAUGUCAACGCUGACGUUCAAAUAAACUGUACAGUUUCUUCAAAACCAGCUGAUUCCUGUUCCUACGCUGUCACCUGGCUGUAUGGUAAUAAGACCAUUUUAGGCUCUGACCGGAAUGCUGUUGUAACAUUUGGGCCACAUUUGGAGCAGAAGGACAGAUUGCGAAUCAGCUUGAGGCGCAUAAAUGGGCAAACUUUUGAGUUGACUAUUCGUCAAGCUACACUUUCAGACAAAGGUCUGUACACAUGCAAAGUGGUGGAGUGGUUUCUAAGUCCUCAUGGAGACUGGUAUUCACUUCCAGAAAAGUCUGUGGAUACAAAGUUAGACAUAACUGAACCUGCCAAUGAUCUUAUUGUAGAUAAUAAAAAGCAGCAGCUAACAGCCAGAGAAGGAGCUGAAGUGGAGCUCAGGUGCAACAUCAGCUCAGAUGCAUCUGCCCUUUACUACAAAGUCACGUGGUUUUACGCUCCACCCAGAUCCCUGAGCAGGAAUUCUUCCCUGGUGGAGCUCGAUCACACUGGACUGCUGACUUACCCACAGAACCAGGAGCUCAGUGGCCUGCAGGGUCGGCUUCGUCUCUCCAGACCCACUCAGAGCAACUUCUACCUGGGGAUUCAAAGGGCCCAUAAAACAGACAGUGGGGUCUACUGGUGCCAGGUGGAGCAGUUCCAGCGGGAUAAUGAGGGUCGAUGGGAACAAAAGGCCUCCAAAAGUUCUGGCCCCAUGAUGCUGACUGUAAAUGUCACAGCUGCAAACCUGUCAGUUACAGCCGCAGAAGAUCAGAUGAACAUAAGCAACGCUGAGAACUUCACCAUUCCCUGUCACGUCACCCGACAAUCCAGCGACGAAGCCCAGUUCCAGGUCACGUGGUUCUGGCAGAACGCUGCGGAUGUUACGCGUCCCAUAUUCACAGCUUACCGAAAUUCCACUUUACAAGCCAACUUCAGGAAGGACGCUCUGAGGUUCGACCACCCUCUGCCGCGCCACUUCGCCCUGACGGUUUUGAAGCCUGGUCCUGAUGACAGCGGCCUGUAUUUCUGUGAGGUAGAGGAGUGGCUCCACUCUCUGAGCCUGGGGUGGAGGAGUGUUGCCAAGAUGAAGUCAGGAAACUUAAAUGUCACUGUUCACACAAACGGAAACACACAAGCUGUCUCUGGCUGCUCGUCAGCUACGUGGUCCGUGGCGCUUGUGGUUACUGUCAUCGUCUCGCUCUUAGUCAUAACGAUUCUGAUGAUGAUAAUAUGCAAGACCAAGAGCUCCGGAGCGAAAACGUCAGCACCAUCUCUCUGGGCCGAACAACACCCUUUGAAUGACAAAGCUGCAGACUAAGACAUUUUUUAACCUCAGAUACUGAAAGGAGAAAAGUGGAGAAAAGAAAAAAAAGCAUUUCUUUUCGUUUUUCAUGUUGUAAAGUUUAUCCAUAAAUGAAGUUUCAAAAAUUGCACUGUAUUUUUUAUUUUAUUUACAUAUCUAUUCAGUUUAUUCCAUUAAUGCUUUAAAUCCUUUGCAGAUUGGCAGUUUAGCUUUUAUAAAUUACUGAUAUUCAUUAAAAUCAGUGGAUUUGAAUGAUUUGUACAUUUUCUACAUUUUAAAGCAGUUGAAUGUGAGAUGCUGUAAAACCACAGUAAAACAGGAAGUACCCUGUGGUUUUGCACAGGAUGGCUGCAGGUUAUGCUUGUGUCAGACAUUCUGACUGACUUUUUUUUUUUGAAGGAAGAAGCACGCACACAAAGUUUGUGAAAACUUGUCUCAUUUCUGCUGCCAUUUUGUAAGCACGUUCCAGAACCACGUUGUGAACAUUUGUGAGCUUUGUUUUUGCUGAUGACACCUGUUUUUCCUUUGGAAGCUGCAAAAAAUUGCAACAUUGCAAACUUGAAAUUAAAGUAUCUGCGAGAAUUA